Molecule: messenger RNA, 2346 nt
Organism: Ornithodoros turicata
Lineage: Eukaryota; Metazoa; Arthropoda; Arachnida; Ixodida; Argasidae
Gene: centrocortin
Product: cerebellar degeneration-related protein 2-like
Exons: 7
Coding region: 277-1971 (564 amino acids)
Source: RefSeq, a predicted model, not a curated record
AAAAAUAACGCUUCGUAGCAGACAGUUGUGUCUGCUCCUGUUUGUUAUUACUGGCCAUUCCGGCCCAGAUAAAUUUUAAUUUCUCCCAGAUAUCGGCGCAGCUCAUUGAAGUGUGGAGAUGCCUUGAAAUUCUUGCAACGGGGACACGUCGCGUGCACAGGAAUGGAACGUACUACAACAAUCCGAGCCUCUUUCGAGUGAAAGUGAAGUGAUUGCUACCGUGAAACUGUGACAUAUUCGUCGGCGCCGUGUCCUUCUGCAAUUACUGCGAGCAACAUGAAGGCUGUGUCUGCUAACAAAUGUGACUUGAAUACGAAACCGUCGGCUACGACGGAAAAUACCGCAGACAGUAGUCAGGAAUGGUACGAAACGGACCUUCAGUUAGCGGCAGAAUUGGGAAAGACAUUGCUCGAGAGGAACCAGGAACUGGAAGAAACGGUUCGUCAGCAGCAGCUGCUCAUCGAGGAACAAGCGCAAGAAAUAGAGUAUCUGAGCCGCCAGACGGUGAGCCUGAGGGAGGUGAACGAAUCUCGGCUGAAAAUCUACGAACAGUUGGAGCAGAAUGUGGCCGAACUGGAGAAGUCCAACCAGAGGCUACAACAGGAAUCUCGAGCUGAUAAGAAACGAAUCAAAAGUCUGUGCACGAGCGUAGACAUCUUAGAAAAGAAAUGCGAGGAACUCCAAGAAGUGGCCGACAGCCUCAACUCUUCUUCGAGGAAGAAGCCUUCCCAGACGUCCGACGGUGAUGAGGAUGAGGAAGAAGACCUCGGGAAAAAUUGCGCCCAUGACGCCGACGCUGCCUUCGCAGGCUUCGAGGAAAGUCCUUUCGAAAGUGAGGUGGUUCGGCUGCGGUCUGCACUGUCCAGAUUUAAGUGCCAAAUUGCCAAAGAACACGAGCAAAAGGAAGAAAUGCAAGCGGAGAUCGACAGCCUUAUUCAGGAGAACAUGCAUCUACAAGAGCAAGUCCUCGCAUCUCAAGAGAGGGAACAUCAGUGCCUCAACUUGCAGAUGGAAAUGGACCUGUUGGACGAUAAGAACAUGUGCCCCAGCUGCCGCAUAUUCACGGCGUCGAACCAGCACCCAGGAUGCGAACCCGAAGAGGAACUGGCGGAGCUCGACCACUUCGCCAUGAUGCAGCUGAAAAACGGAGUCGUCGUCUACGGAGACCAGGACAGCCUACCAGCGGACGUCGAGGCCACCGCCAUCGCUACGAACCCGUCCGCGGGGGACGCGACGCAGACGCAGGACGCCGAGAACCAAGUCUCCCUUCUUAGUGAGCUCGACACGCAGUACAGAGCGCUGAUCGAAAAAUACGAGGCCCUUCUUGACGCUAGAUGUAGAUCGCUGAACGACGAGCGCCUAGCCAGGUCACCGGACAUGGCCGGCAAAAAGGGAGACUACGCGUCCCUCUCGACGAUGAGCGAUACAGAGUCCGCGGAAUCAUCUCUCUCGUCUGGUUUUUCAGAGCCGACGGAAAACCGUUGCCUGGCCGACCAGGCUGUCCAAACGGAACUCUCGGUCGAGGAGCGGAAGUCGUCGUCGACGUUGAACCUGACGGCUGUCGUUGAUCCGGUCAGUCAACGUUUCACGCACAGUCCGCCGGAAUACAAGAAGCUCUUCGCCGAGAUAUUUGCCGUUCUCAAGCAAACCGUGCAGGACAAAAUCGAAGUGCUGCCGGAAGUUCCCGAAAGGAAGGACAUGGCUACGAGCCCCAUAAAGAGGGCGGAUCCCGCGAAGAGAGCAACGUCCGAAGCUAAACCUCCGGUGGCGGCGAUGAAGGUGCGGAGGAAGUUGAACACCAGUCUGGACCUGAGCAAGUUGUGCGACAUCGAGAAGAAACACGGGCCGACGUUUCCGUUCGUAGCGGUGCAGAGCGCGAAGGUCCAGUCGCCGGGGAGCCUAACGUACGCCGAGGCCGUCAGGAAAGGAUGUAUACACAGACACAGAACGCAAGCACGUCUGCCAAAAUGAGAUUCUGUUGCGUUUGUCAGGGACUCUGCCGAGGGACUCCCUUCUCAGGACAGUAUUUUUUUUUUUUUUAACGACGUACGGAGUUCGUGGAAGUAUUACGGUUUUUCGGAAUGUCACGUAUGCUCGAGCCGAUGUGUAUAUUUAAGACGGCAAACUUGUACAUAAAGGAAAAAACAUAUCUCCCGACACGACGGAACAGGUUGGAGAACUUCUGCGCAUUUUACGUGGAUUACUACGGGAAUGAACCUGAAAGCUUGAAGUGCCAAUGAGCGGGGACAGGCUCAGUAUUUGUUUUUUUUUUUAUGCCAUGCGAGACUUCCUCUGUAUUACUUGGAAGACAAAAAAAAAGCAAAGAAUAAAUAUUGUUUCUUUUUA